Messenger RNA from Rhizoctonia solani, 3366 nucleotides. Its product is annotated as ubiquitin carboxyl-terminal hydrolase. The record is from RefSeq and is a predicted model, not a curated record. The transcript is spliced from 14 exons. Gene Ontology annotation, molecular function: cysteine-type deubiquitinase activity. Bases 1 to 3366 code for a protein of 1121 amino acids. NCBI's taxonomy places the organism in Eukaryota, Fungi, Basidiomycota, Agaricomycetes, Cantharellales, Ceratobasidiaceae. Gene Ontology annotation, biological process: protein deubiquitination.
AUGGCGAAAGCGGUUCCGGUGCACGUCAAGGACAUUCGCGAACAGGCCAAGUCUGCCUCUCUCCGUGCCGUCGCUGGCUUUGCCCCGUUGAAUAUACUCAACUCGGCUCAUUCCAUUGCCGAUGCCGGUCUUGCACUCGAGCACGAUGGCGAUCUGCGAGGCGCCCUCUACAAGUAUUCCCAGGCUGCCAUAUUACUCGAGUAUGUUAUGGGAUCCGCAGAGUACAAGCACGAGUCUCCUAAAUCCCAACGGGGAGUCCUCUAUCAUCAAACUACCAAACUGAGCGAGUUUGUUAUUGGUGAUAUACUCCCCCGCGCAAAGAAGAUUGAAGACCGUCUGCGCGAGAUUGAGCGCACCCAGCCACCGUCGCCCGCAGCUGCUGAGCCCGACUCGAGACCCAUCGGUUCGCUUCGUGAGCGUAUGCGCAUGCUCGAACAGGCUGGCAUGGACGUCGGCAACCAGCCACAGCGGCCCCAGAAACCGCCGAAACCUACCAUCGAGCCCGCGUCCAAACCUCUCGUUAGCCCAGAUCCAUCUCCGAGACCAAACGAUAUGACCAAGCCCAGUUCCCCACUUCUUCCACUCGAAUCUGCCUCUCCACCAGCCUCGCGCGGAACGAGUUCUAUCCAGCAUGAACUCGAGUUUCUUAACAAUAUUACCGCAAACGGAGGUCCUCCAUCUUUGAAUGGAGCAGCUCCUGCCCAGAUCCCCACCCUUCCUUCUCAGCGUAUCACCCCCGACCGGAUCGUCCACGACGACAAUGACGAUCCCGCCUCUCCCCCCACUCCAAACCUCCCCAUCCCCUAUUUCCCGCACCCGCAGUCCCGCAGCAUGUCCCUGAACAUCCCCUCGCCUACGACCAACAACCACGGCAGCCCGAACCCGAGCCCAAGUGACACCCGACCUCCCCGCCUGUUCCGCCAAGGCUUACCCCGACCAAUACGGGCGGAACCUCUCCCGCCCUCGCCCCGCUUUCGCGCUCCAUUACGGGCGAUCGAGAAUGGUCGGGCUCGAUCAACGGGGACAGAGAUAGGGCAGGCUCGAUUACGGGCGACAGACCGCGCACCCCCCAGCACACCGGGACGAACGGUACCGGAUCGGGCGGACGGAAUUUACCCCUCUCUCCGCUCGCGACAGGCGGCUCAACCGCAACGGGCGGUUCACCCAUGUCUCGGCCUGUCCGAGAUUGACGAACAACAACGGCCGCCUAAACAGCGAAGCGCGACCACCGAGGAGUUCGAGGCCGCUUUCCCCUCGAUCGACGAUAUCGAGGCUAAUUUCCCGUCCUUGGAUGCGUUGGAGAACGAUGCGGAGAUGCGGCUUUUAAAGUUAGGCGUGCCUGGAGCGCCCCCCGGCCGAACGGCGUCUCCAUCCGGCGGAAUGGGCGGGAUGGGCCCCGCACCUUCCCUUGGAUUCGAAUUCGGCCAACAACAGAAUCAACAAAUCCUAUCCCGAGACCGUUCCCCAAUGCGAUACCCGACCUCGAGGGCACACCUCGUCCAGCGUCCACGCCCGCCAACGGUGCGCGCCGGGGAUCACCUUUGGGAGCGCCAAGCCCCAGUCUCCACACGCUCCAUCUACGUCGGCGUCCGCAUCCGCAUCCACCCCGACCGAACCCAAAUCAGACAAGCUGCCCAAGCCGGAUUUGCCCAUCACAAACACGAUCACGGCCAGGAUGAAUACGAGUCGCGGAGGCUCCCGGUCGAUAAUGUCGUUUGCAUCGAGCCGAUUGUGUUGGGCCGGAAAGGGAUGUCGGCCAAGGAGCUCCAAGAAGCGCUCGUCCUUUCGUCCAAGACCGAACGCACGCUCUUUGAACGACGAAACACAUUCGACUUGGUCGUCCUUGCCGACGCGUCGUCGACCGAAUUCGCAGACCCGUCGACCCCGCUCAAUCUCUUGUUCCGGAUCAUCUACGAGACUGAGUUUUUGAAACCCCUGAGGAGGCCCCCGGUCUUUCUGCAUGGCGGGAUCAAGGCGUGGGGCGACCAAGUGGGCGAGUUCAAGGGCGAAGACGUGGUCGUUGCGACGAACGCAGAUGCGGGGAAGAGAUUGGCUCGGAAACCCGCCGUGUCGGGUCGUCCCGCAUCGGGAUCGGUAUCGCAUACGAGGAUGCCUCAGGACGUAGGUCUGGCCGGUUCGUCAUUUGGUACAUCAGUCCGCACGCCCAUCACAUACCCCGAGCGAGCCGUCUCACCACCCACAUCAAGCGGCACACCCGCCCACUCCCAGCGUCCGCUCGAAGACAUGAUGUCCCCUCCUCCCCCCGCCAACGCCGGAUACUUUGAACACCCGCACCACCACCAUGCGUAUUCCGGCUCGGUCGCGCUGAGCACCACCCGCCCCGUCUCGAUCGACUACCCGAACCUCAUACGCCCUCCCCGGUCGCGGCCACCCCCGCGAUGGAGCGCGCCGACUCCCGGCCGCGCAUCCCGCAGCCGCCCAAGCCGCCGUCGAUCCAGCCGGACUACUCGUGUUAUUGACGAUAGGGGCCCGGGUAGAAAUCGAUAUGCGCGCACGCUCGACAGUUUGCCGGGUCGGAGCAACACGACGCCCAAGAAUUUUGCUUUUCCUAUUGGACGGAUACACGAAGACCUGAAUCGAAUCAUCGUCAAACCGCAGUUCGAGGAGCUCACGCCCGAGCGAGAGGCUGAGCUCGAGGGAAUGCCAAAGCAGCUCGCGGGUGCGCACGAAUGGGCGAGGUACAAGCGUCGAAACGAUAGUAUCGUCGUGGACUAUUUCCAAGGCCAGUUUUGCAACCAGAUGCAGUGUUUGACGUGUGGGCAGACGAGUACGACGUACAAUGCAUUUUUGAACUUGUCGGUUCCGAUCCCCGCGAACAAGGGCGUUACCAAAGUGUCCUUGGACGAGUGUAUCAAGGCACUGGUCGGGCGGGAAGUCAUGGACAACGCAGACGCAUGGCACUGCCCACGCUGCAAAACCGCCCGCCGGGCCGCAAAGCAACUUACGUUCUCGCGCAUGCCCCCGGUAUUAAUUAUCCACCUCAAACGAUUCUCGUUCAAAGGUCCAUUCACCGAUAAACUUGAAACGCUCGUCGAUUUCCCGCUCAAAGACUUGGACUUGACGAAUUAUAUGCCUCCGCCGUUGACGCCCAAUAUGGACAAGGACGGAUUGGAGCGGUUCUCACCGCAGGACCCGAGGGCGCAAAUUCCGCCGUACAAGUAUGAGCUGUAUGGCGUCGCGAAUCAUUUUGGCAGUUUGAGCAGUGGGCAUUAUACCGCGUUUGUCAAGUCUCGCGGAAAAUGGAUGUAUUGCGACGAUAGUAGGAUUACACCCGCUGAGCCCAAAGAAGUAGUCGGUAAACCAGCAUAUAUUCUAUUCUACAAACGAGUCCCUCCCGGAUCAUAA